AUGGCAUCCAGAGUAGGCCCUCGGAGCGCCUCGGACGCCACGCGCUUCACCUCGACCACCCCGCACGCCGCAUCCAAGAAUUCUCCCACAUCGACGACGGCCUCGACGACGGCCUCGAGUACACCACAGCCCCCGCGGGUCCCCGGCCGGCAACCGGGCGAGUCCCCCGAGGAGCGCGUCCGCCGCCUCCGCGCCGCCCACGAGGCCGCGCGUGCGGCGCAGACGUCGAGCGUCGACCGCGUCAUCGGCGGCAGCCGCCGCUUCUUCGACUUUGCGCACAAGUUCGCCGUCCUCGGCCUGGUCGGCUUCACGGCCAUCGCCGGCCUCGUCUCCGUCUACUCCGUCUACGACAUGGUGACGUACAACAAGCAGCGCCGCACCGACUUCGUCGAGGCCCAGCGCAAGAUGGAGGAGGACUCGCUCGCCUCGGCCCGCAUCGCCUUCAUCAACGGCACCGCCACCGACGCCCAGGUCACCCUCGUCGAGGAGGCCAACGCCCGCGCCCGCGAGACCGGCGUCAAGCUCCCGCCCCUGCUGUCCGCGCCCACCGUCACCACGCAGGCCGAGAAGAUCUUUGGCAAGGGCGGCCAGCAGCAGCACCAGCAGCAGGACGCCCUCGCCGCCGCCCAAUCGUCGCCGGACGCGGCCGCCUCCGAAGCCGCGGCGGCGCCCGCACACAAGCAGAGCAGCAGCAGCAGCUGGUGGCCCUUUGGCUCCUCGUCGUCCAAGCCCGACGCGGCCCAGGCGGAGGACAAGGCCGCGGGCCUCGCGCGCGCCGUCGAGGAGAGGAAAGAGUUCCUCCAGGACAAGGCCAAGGCGGCCUUUGAGCGCGAGCGGGAGAACCAGCGGCGGGGCGGCGCGCUCGACCAGCUCGGCCUGCCGGUGGAGGAGAAGAAGGUCGAGAAGAAGGGGUGGUGGUAA
Messenger RNA from Colletotrichum spaethianum, 921 nucleotides. RefSeq lists its product as uncharacterized. The record is from RefSeq and is a predicted model, not a curated record. NCBI's taxonomy places the organism in Eukaryota, Fungi, Ascomycota, Sordariomycetes, Glomerellales, Glomerellaceae. Bases 1 to 921 code for a protein of 306 amino acids. The transcript is spliced from 2 exons.